Populus trichocarpa (black cottonwood) is the source of this 1483-nucleotide messenger RNA. RefSeq names its product legumin B. NCBI's taxonomy places the organism in Eukaryota, Viridiplantae, Streptophyta, Magnoliopsida, Malpighiales, Salicaceae. The coding region runs from base 6 to 1463 and encodes 485 amino acids. Gene Ontology annotation, molecular function: nutrient reservoir activity. The transcript has 4 exons. The record is from RefSeq and is a predicted model, not a curated record.
UAAGCAUGGGUUCUUCUUCUUUGUUCUCUCUUAUCUUUUGCUUUCUGGUUCUCUUCAAUUGUUGCUUUGCACAAAUAGAGCAGGUGACCUCACAACAUGGUCAGCAACAACAGGGACAACGACGCUCUCAGCAGAACGAAUGCCAAUUUGAUAGGAUCAAUGCCCUCGAGCCUGCUCGCAAGUUCAGAUCCGAGGCUGGUGUCACAGAAAUUUGGGACGAGAAUGACCAGCAAUUUCAAUGUGCUGGUGUUGUAGUUAUCCGCCAUACGAUUAACCAGCGAGGCCUCUUGUUGCCUGCAUACUCUAAUACACCUAAGCUCAUAUAUAUAGACCAAGGUAGGGGCUUUCAUGGAGCUGUAAUCCCAGGUUGUCCAGAGACAUUCCAAUCAUCAGGACAGAAUUCUAGAGAUCGAAGAGAAAGCUCCCAAGACCAUCAUCAGAAGGUUAGACAAGUUAGAGAGGGUGAUGUUGUUGCCUUGCCUUCAGGAGUAGCUGAUUGGUUUUACAACAAUGGUGAUUCUCCUCUUGUUCUUGUCCAACUUCUUGACACUAGCAAUGCUGCCAACCAGCUUGAUCAGGAUUUCAGGAAAUUCUUCUUGGCUGGCAACCCACAACAAGAACUACAAAGCCAAAGAAGCUCAUACCAGAGUGGCCAACAUGAAGGCGAAAGUCGAAGACACAAGCAGGAAAGAUAUCGCAACAUCUUCGGUGGCUUCGAUGAGCGAUUACUCGCAGAAGCUUUCAACGUUGACACCAAACUAGCAAGAAGGAUGAAGAAUGAAAAUGAUAACAGAGGCAUUAUUGUCCGAGUUCAGCAUGAACUUCAGGUGGUAAGUCCACAACAAAGUCGAGAGGAGGAAGAACGAGAACGAGAACACCAAAGGAGACCAGGUGGUAGGGGCAAUGGUCUAGAGGAAACAUUCUGCAAUGCCAGGUUGAAGCACAACAUCAAUAAUCCAGAACGUGCUGAUGUCUUUAAUCCUCAUGCUGGACGCCUCACUACUGUCAACAGCCUCAAUCUCCCUAUCCUUCGCUAUCUCCAGCUUAGUGCUCAGAGAGGCGUCCUUUACCCUAAUGCUUUGAUGUCACCAAAUUGGAACAUCAAUGCUCACAGCAUAUGCUAUAUUACUAGAGGAAGUGGAAGGAUUCAGAUUGUUGGAGACAACGGGCAAGCAGUAUUUGAUGGACAAGUUCGAGAGGGUCAAGUAAUAACAGCACCCCAAAACUUUGCAGCAGUCAAGAAGGCAGGAAGCCAAGGACUGGAGUGGGUAUCAUUCAAGACUAAUGACAACGCACAAAUCAGUCAAUUGGCAGGACGUAUCUCUGUCAUCCGUGCCAUUCCUGAGGAUGUGCUUGCAAAUGCAUUCCAGAUCUCAAGGGAAGAUGCUAGGAGGCUUAAGAACAAUAGGGAGGAAGUUAGUGUUUUUAGUUCUUCCCAGCAAUCACAAUUUGGAAGGGAUUAAAGCUAGCAUCUAUGCUAUAG